AUUCGUCACUUGAACGCAGCAACACAGCUCAGCGCUCCCAAAAGCAUUGCUUGCUCAUCGUCCACCACGAUGGUGGAUCGUUUUUGGUCGUUUCUCGUCUUCGGCUCGUUAUGGCUCGCUUUGAUAGCACCCUUGGUCUCUGCUUAUGAGGUCCCCGUCUCGGACGCGGACUACGAUCGUCAAGUAUGCUCGGGAAUGUGGGCGGGAAAGACAACCUUUAUCAAUGUUACCUUUGAUAGUACCUCCCAAGGCCAACUGGCCAUAGUAAUAUACGAAUGGAGUGAUGCACCGUACCUUGGGAAAGUUACUUCGUAUGUCAACGAUUACUUACCGCAGAAGACAUAUGUGUGCACGUCGGACGCUGUCAAAGGCGGGUUCUGCGACACCUCACAGCUUGGCCGAUUUAUCCUCGACUUACCAUCUGAAAAGUCAAUAAACGACACAAGCUUUUGGUCUGCUAGAGUAGCGUUCUCUGACAACGAUAACUCCACUUCAAACGCGGUUGAACUUGAACCAUCGGAUGAGUCUUCCAGCGGCCUUUGGAACAACCCGGCAGGAAACCCUCAUCCACCAGACGAGAACGAUGAAUUCACAUCACCUUGGAAGCCUCGUGGAUUUACCAUCGAGCAUUACGCCCGGCAGGAUAGUCAGCCACUGAACCCGAGCCCUUCUGGUAUCCUUAUCUACAGGGAGCCCAUCCAAUACAAUGUACGAAAGACAGGAUAUUAUUGCAUUGCAAUUGUUCCAGUCACUGUGCUUUCCAAUUCCAACACCGAACGCCAAGAAUCGACAGAUGUACCAUAUCAUCCAACAUAUUCUGGCACGGUGCUUUUCCAGAACAAGUUCCAUGGCAAACUAUCAGCGGCCGACUAUCCGAAAGUGAACUUCUAUUUCGCGAUGUUUAUUGUAUAUGCUGUCCUGGGAGUAGCGUGGGGCUGGUUAUGUUACCAGAACCUCCAGGAUCUACUACCGAUUCAGUACUAUAUAUCAAGUUUACUUGCAUUCCUGAUAGUGGAAAUGAUUGCCAGCUGGGCUUACUAUCGCUAUCUUAACGCACAUGGGAAGGGUACUACUUCAACAGUAUUCUUGAUAGUCGUCGCUAUUCUUGAUGCUGGACGCAACGCACUUUCCUUCUUCCUUCUCUUGGUCGUCUCAUUAGGUCUUAGUGUCGUGCGUGAAUCCCUAGGCAGAACGAUGCUCAAAUGUCAGAUCCUCGCAGUGGCGCACUUUAUUUUUGGAGUUCUAUAUGCUGUCGGAAUCGUUGAAUUGGAAUUGGAGUCAACCUCGGCUUUCGUGCUUCUCGUAUUCGUGAUCCCGCUUGCGUUCACCCUGAGCGGUUUCCUUUUGUGGAUCCUGUAUUCUCUGAAUGCCACCAUCCACCAACUUGCUGCAAGAAAACAGAGAUAUAAACUGCGCAUGUUCACAUGGCUGUACCGCAUCCUACUCUUGACAGUCCUUGUCAUUGCCGCCUUCUUUGUCGUAUCUUCGAUGACGUUCUCAGGACGUUUUGCUGAAGACUAUGGCGCCAAAUCCUGGAAAGUUCAGUGGUGGCUACUUGAUGGUUGGCUAGCACUCCUUUACCUCGUGGACUUUAUCGCAAUCGCUUAUUUGUGGAGGCCAUCACCGAACAACAGAAGAUAUGUUUUUAUCCUUCUCUUCUUAUCUUUGUCUGUACUUACCUCGUUGGUGUCCACGCUUGCCAUGUUCGACGAGAUUGCGCAAGACGAAGAGGACGCUGAAGACUACGACAUGGAGGCAUUGGAACGUCGUACUGCAGCCAUGCGUGACGAUGACGACGAUGGGUCAACACUCGUCGGAAUCCGAGGCCCGGGCUCUAUGGCUGCGGAGGAGAUCGUGUUCGAGAUUGGAGAUGACGGCCAUGAUGGUAGUGAUGAUGAAGACCUGUCUAGCGCGAAAAAGAGGCGUGCAAACGUCACACAGCAUGAGGGAGAUGAACAUGAGCGAGAAGGGCUCAUCGGGGAUCGAUGAUUGUAUCUUGUGUUCCGUCUACAUUCUUACUAUUCUUACUGUGCGUGGCGGACUAUAUUCAGUGGAAAUAUGUAGAAUACAAUACAUGCAUAACAUCAAACUAAUCAAUGCAACAAUAGCGUAAGGAAACAUCCUAGUCCCGUAUACGACCCGUGG
This is a messenger RNA of Somion occarium, 2145 nucleotides long. The record is from the annotation of a GenBank genome assembly. Lineage: Eukaryota; Fungi; Basidiomycota; Agaricomycetes; Polyporales; Cerrenaceae.